AUGUCCGGUACAUCUUCAAAUACUCAAGCUACUCCUUCUUCACCAGUGGUUACUCCUUCUUCAGACUUGACAAUAGCCGCUGAACCUCAAGCUAUGGGGGUAGCCCACAAACUUAAUGGAAGCAAUUAUCUCCAAUGGUCUCAAAGUGUAUUAAUGUAUCUGCGUGGGAAGCGUAAGGAGAAGUAUAUCAAUGGAGAAGCAACACAACCUUCACAUAAUGAUCCCAAAUUUGAUACCUGGUUCGCUGAAAAUAAUCAGAUGAUGUCUUGGUUGUGCAAUUCAAUGACUCUCGAAAUCAGUGAAGGAUACCUUCUUGCAAGCACAGCCAAGGAAAUCUGGGAUGCUGCUAAGCGGACCUACUCUACCCUCGAUAACACUGCAACCUUAUUAGAUCUAAAGAGGCAGCUCAAAGAUCUGAAACAAGGCAACUUAACUGUAACUCAAUACUACAGUACGUUGACAAAGAUAUGGCAACAACUGGACCUCUUUGAAGUACAUCCUUGGAAGGAUAUGGAUGAUGCUAAUUACUACAGACAAUUGGUGGAGAGAGGAAGAACAUAUGACUUUCUGUUGGGCCUGAAUGAUGUUUUUGAAGAAGUGAGGGGGAGAAUUAUGGGACUGAAGCCGCUGCCAUCCCUAUUUGAAGUCUUCAGUAUGGUUAAGUUCGAAGAAAGCCGAAGACACCUCACCCAAGGUAGCCUGACCGCAGCAGAGGGCUCGGCAUUGGUGACGAGGGGGUUCCAGACAUCAGAGGGCCCUGAGAAGAAAGGGAACAAGUGGUGCAACCACUGUAACAAGAGAGGCCACACCAGAGAUGAAUGCUGGAAACUACAUGGGAAACCAACUCAAGGGAAACAGAAACAACGGGAAGAUAGAAAGAGCCACCACACCUCCUCUAAGAAAAAGGUGAUGAUGGAGACCAGUUGA
Molecule: messenger RNA, 927 nt
Organism: Neltuma alba
Lineage: Eukaryota; Viridiplantae; Streptophyta; Magnoliopsida; Fabales; Fabaceae
Exons: 1
Coding region: 1-927 (308 amino acids)
Source: RefSeq, a predicted model, not a curated record